AUGGCAUCAGAGCUGGCAAUGAGCAACUCCGACCUGCCCACCAGUCCCCUGGCCAUGGAAUAUGUUAAUGACUUCGAUCUGAUGAAGUUUGAAGUGAAAAAGGAGCUGGUGGAGCCCGAUCGCAGCAUCAGCCAGUGCAGCCGCCUGGUCGCCGGGGGAUCCCUAUCUUCCACCCCGAUGAGCACGCCUUGCAGCUCGGUUCCCCCCUCGCCAAGCUUCUCGGAGCCCAGUCCGGGAUCAGGGAGCGAGCAAAAGGGACACUUGGAGGAUUUCUACUGGAUGACCGGGUACCAACAGCAGUUGAACCCCGAGGCUCUGGGCUUUAGCCCGGAGGACGCCGUAGAGGCGCUGAUCAGCAGCAGUCACCAGCUCCAGACCUUCGAUGGCUAUGCCAGGGGGCAGCAGUUCGGCGGCGCAGCCGGGGCAGGGGGCGCCAUGGCCGGGGAGGAGAUGGGAUCAGCGGCCGCCGUGGUAUCCGCGGUUAUCGCCGCAGCUCAGAACGGGAAUCCCCUCCACCACCACCACCAUCACCACCACCACCACAAUGGGGCACACCACCCGUCCUCCGGGUCUCAAUCCGGCGGCAGCGUGGGGGGAAACCACCAGCACCUGCGCUUGGACGACCGGUUCUCGGACGAGCAGCUGGUGACAAUGUCAGUCCGGGAAUUGAACCGGCAGCUCCGGGGGGUCAGCAAAGAAGAGGUGAUCCGUCUGAAACAGAAGAGGAGGACGCUAAAGAACAGAGGCUAUGCCCAGUCCUGCCGGUACAAGCGGGUCCAGCAGCGGCAUGUCUUGGAGGGAGAGAAGACGCACCUUAUUCAGCAGGUGGACCACCUCAAGCAGGAGAUCUCCCGGCUGGCCAGGGAGAGGGACGCCUACAAGGAGAAAUACGAGAAGCUGAUCAGCACCGGCUUCCGAGAAAACGGAGCAUCCAGCAGUGAAAACAACCCUUCAUCCCCGGAGUUCUUCAUGACGUCAAGAAAAUUCCUCCAUCUGUGAUCGAGAGCUGUGACUUCUCCGUCCCACCACCCUGGAGUCUGAGGUA
This is a messenger RNA of Pseudoliparis swirei, 1045 nucleotides long. Its product is annotated as transcription factor Maf-like. The transcript is spliced from 2 exons. The record is from RefSeq and is a predicted model, not a curated record. Gene Ontology annotation, molecular function: DNA-binding transcription factor activity, RNA polymerase II-specific; RNA polymerase II cis-regulatory region sequence-specific DNA binding. Gene Ontology annotation, biological process: regulation of transcription by RNA polymerase II. Gene Ontology annotation, cellular component: nucleus. NCBI's taxonomy places the organism in Eukaryota, Metazoa, Chordata, Actinopteri, Perciformes, Liparidae. The coding region runs from base 1 to 999 and encodes 332 amino acids.